Microthlaspi erraticum is the source of this 1170-nucleotide messenger RNA. NCBI's taxonomy places the organism in Eukaryota, Viridiplantae, Streptophyta, Magnoliopsida, Brassicales, Brassicaceae. The record is from the annotation of a GenBank genome assembly.
AUGGAGGAGGGUUCGUUUUCGCUGCCAUUAGACUUAGUAGAAGAAGAGAUACUUCACAGGACUCCGAUCGAAUCUUUGGUACGAUUCAAGACGACGUGUCAAGAAUGGUACGCUCUCUUCAACUCCAAGAGAUUCAUCUACAAACACUUGCAUCUCUCUCAGAAACGGUCUAUUCGAAUUUUUCGUGAUACGUUUCAAAUCAUCAACCCGGUAACCCUAGAUCUCUUAUCUCUACCACUUCCGGCAGAGUUUCCCCACGGGAGUAUUUUUAUUAUUCACUGCGACGGGUUAUUGCUAUGCAGUAUUGUUUAUGAAAAACACGGUUUCGGUUAUGAACAUCACGGCCUUCUGGCGGUUUGGAAUCCAGUUUUGAGCAGCCGGGUCAAAUUGAUCGAACCAAUGGGUGCUUACAGGCCUUAUUAUGAUGUUUUCGGUUUUGGAUACGACAAUGACAACAAGUACAAGAUUUUGAGGUUUGAAGCAAUACGAGGUACGGGAUAUGAGAUGUAUGACCUCAAUUCUAAUCUCUGGACAUAUUUUCCCGCCACUUUCGAAUGGUUUCCGAUAACUCCGAUCCAAAACGUGUCUAUGAAGGGAAAUAUGUAUUGGAUUGCUCAAACCAAGAAGACUCUCGAAACCUUUAUCCAAAGUUUCGAUUUCUCCACGGAGACAUUCAAGCCCAUAUGUUCCCCUAUCCCCGUACGGGUCCGGGUUACCAGUGUCAGCCCUACCGAUCUUAGUGUUGUAAUAUAUGCCAAUCCUGAUAUUGUAGUCUUGUCAGAUUUCGGAGGAGAUAGGCUUUCUUUACUACAUCAACCCAAAAGGGAGAUCAAGAUCGAGGUGUGGGUCACAAACAAGGUGACUGAUGGUGUUGUCUCAUGGACUAAGUAUUUCAAUGUGACUCACCCUCAUCUCCCUGUAAUACUUCAUAGGGAGUGCUCUUUCGGUAAUCCGUCAUACUUCAUCCACAAGACUAAUGGUAUUAUGUUAUGGUGCGAUAAAGUUUUACAAAAGGGUGAUAAACUUGUGCGUGGCAGCUUUUACGAAAUUUGUGAGGGUGAGAUAAAAAAACAAGUUGAGACAGGACCACCGUUUAGGUCUCAUGGAUUGAACAACCCUUGUAUUUGUGGCUCUAUUUACGUUCCAAGUCUGGUUCCGGUUCCAGAAUAA